Pseudovirgaria hyperparasitica is the source of this 414-nucleotide messenger RNA. RefSeq names its product DUF1748-domain-containing protein. Gene Ontology annotation, cellular component: cytoplasm. The coding region runs from base 170 to 406 and encodes 78 amino acids. The transcript has 4 exons. The record is from RefSeq and is a predicted model, not a curated record. NCBI's taxonomy places the organism in Eukaryota, Fungi, Ascomycota, Dothideomycetes, Acrospermales, Acrospermaceae.
CUUCGUAUCCUACUCCAGAGCUAUCAAAACACCGCAAGCUCGCUCCUCACUCCUCCCGAGUCUUUGCAUACUCGACCGUUUCCACUCAGACAGAACCCGUGCUCGCUGUCAAAAUCACUUUAGACUCGGCUCCCUCUUGCUCUGCUCUCCCCCUUGCAACCCCGCCGCCAUGGUGCUCGGUCGCGUCGCGCACUACGCCUUUGAUGCCGUACUUAUCUCCGCCUUCCUCGCCGGUGUAAAGCGAUCCACAGGUCUUACCCCCAGCGUCCGAUCCGAGCAAAUCACAUCCUCGCCCGACGUCAAGAAAUGGAUCGACAACUACCUCUGGGUCGGCGAGUGGGCGAUGGACCAGAGCGUGAUGGUCAUGGGCGCCACAUCAUACUUUGAGCGGAGACGGGAUCCGUGAUGGGGGAG